AUGCCGAUGCUCCUCGACAUCACCAGGAAGCUCCUCGCUAGGUCCGACAGGGUCAAGUCGGUGGACUUCCACCCGACUGAGCCGCAUGUCAUCUGUGGUCUCUACAAUGGUCAGGUCAAGAUCUGGAACUAUGAGACGCAGACCGACCUCAAGACGUUUGAGGUGACCGACGUUCCCGUGCGCUGCGUCAAGUACAUUGCGCGCAAGAACUGGUUUGUGUCGGGUUCCGACGACUUCCAGCUGCGCGUGUACAACCUCUCGACUGGCGAGAAGAUUACUUCGUUCGAGGCGCACCCCGACUACAUCCGUUGUUUGACUGUCCACCCCACGCUGAGCUUGGUGCUUACCGGCUCGGACGACAUGACGAUCAAGUGCUGGGACUGGGACAAGGGAUGGCGCUGUGUCCAGAUCUUUGAGGGCCACACGCACUACAUCAUGGCUCUCGCGUUCAACCCCAAGGACCCCCAGACCUUUGCCUCGGCGUGUCUUGAUCACACUGUCAAGGUCUGGUCGCUCGGCAGCCCUGUGCCCAACUUCUCGCUCGAGGCCCACGAGAAGGGUGUCAACUAUGUCGACUACUACCACGGCGGUGACAGGCCGUACAUUGUCACCACUGGUGACGACCGUCUUGUCAAGAUCUGGGACUACCACGCCAAGUCGUGCGUCCAGACCCUCGAGGGCCACUCGGCCAACGUCUCGUUUGCCAUCUUCCACCCUUCCCUCCCCAUUAUUCUCUCCGGCUCUGAGGACGGCACUGUCAAGAUCUGGCACUCGUCCACUUACCGCCUUGAGAACACCCUCAACUAUGGCCUCGAGCGCGCAUGGUGUGUCGCGUACCGCAAGAGCGGCAACGAGGUUGCUCUUGGUUUCGACGAGGGUGCCGUCGUCGUCAAGCUUGGCCGCGACGAGCCCGCCGUUUCGAUGGACACCUCGGGCAAGAUCAUCUACGCGCGCAACACUGAGAUCUUGACGGCCAACAUUUCGAACAUUGGCACCGACGGCCAGGACGUCGAGGACGGCCAGCGUCUCGGCGUUGCCCUCCGCGACCUUGGCACCACCGAGGUCUACCCCCAGAGCCUGCAGCACUCGCCCAACGGCCGUUUUGUGACUGUCUGUGGUGACGGCGAGUACAUCAUCUACACUGCUCUUGCUUGGCGCAACAAGGCGUUUGGCGGCGGUACCUCGUUUGCUUGGGCCUCGGACUCGAACACGUACGCCGUCCUCGAGGGCAAGUCCAAGGUUCGCGUCUCGCGCAACUUCAAGGAGCGCCCUGGUCUCGUCAAGUCGCAGGGCGGCUGGGCUAUCGAAGGUCUCCACGGUGGACCCCUCCUUUCCGCUCGCGGCUCGGGCUUUGUCAUGUUCUGGGACUGGGAGACUGGAGCGGUCGUCCGCCGUAUCGAGGCCGACGCUACCAACGUCUCGUGGUCGGGUUCCGGCGACCUCGUUGCCAUCACCACCGAGGAUUCGUUCUACAUUCUCCGCUUUGACCGUGAUGCCUACGCCGCCCGCCUCGAGUCUGGCGAGAUUCUUGGUGACGAGGGUGUCGAGGAGGCGUUUGACAUUGUUGCCGAGGUCUCGGAGCAGGUCAAGACCUGCCGCUGGGUUGGUGACUGCUUCAUCUACACCAACUCGGCCAACCGCCUCAACUACCUCAUUGGCGACCAGGCCAGCGUCAUCAACCACUUUGACCAGGGCAUCUACCUUCUCGGUUACCUCCCGGCCCACAACCGCGUCUACGUCGCCGACAAGGACAUGAACAUUUACUCGUACGCCCUGUCGCUCAUGGUCGUCGAGUACCAGACUGCCAUUCUCCGCGGUGACCUGGCCGAGGCUGAGCGCAUCCUGCCAACCAUCCCCGCCGACCAGCGUAACCGCAUCGCCCGCUUCCUCGAGGUUCAGGACCUCAAGGAGCUCGCCCUCCAGGUCUCGACCGACCCCGACCACAAGUUUGAGCUUGCCGUCUCUAUCAACGACCUCGAAGUCGCCCUUGACCUCGUCCGUGCCGCUCCCGAGGCCGGUUCCGAGGCCAAGUGGAAGAUUAUUGGCGACAAGGCUCUUGCCGCAUGGCAGCUCGACCUCGCCCAGGAGGCGUUUGAAAAGUCCAAGGACCUGCCCGCGCUCCUCCUUCUCUUCACCUCGCUCUCGGACCGUGCCGGUCUCGAGCGUCUCGCCACCCUCGCCAAGGAGAAGGGCCAGAACAACAUUGCGUUUGCCGCCUACCUCCAGCUCGGCGACAGCGCUGCUUGUGUCGACCUCUUGGCGGCCACCGAGCGUCUCCCCGAGGCUGCGCUGAUGGCCCGUUCGUACAACCCCGCUUCCGCCCCGGGUGUGGUCAAGAAGUGGCGUGCCGACCUGGAGAGCCAGGGCAAGCCAAAGGUCGCCGCGACCAUUGCCGACCCCGAGGAGGACCGGGAACUGUUUGACGAGCUCGCCACACCUUCCAAGUUUGACUCGGAGGGCUCGGGUGUGGUCGUCGACCACCAGGAGGACGACGACGAUGCCGAGCCCACCGAAUCCGCCGAGCCCGUGGACGGUCUUGCAGACCAGGUUGCCGAGCUCGCUGUCGAGGAGAAGUUGGUCGACGAGGAGGCAGAGGCAAAGGAAGAUGACGGCGAGGAGGCAGAGGGUGCGGCCGACGCACAAGCAACCACGCCGACCGGAAACGGCAUUAAGAAGUAG
Apiotrichum porosum is the source of this 2679-nucleotide messenger RNA. RefSeq lists its product as uncharacterized. Lineage: Eukaryota; Fungi; Basidiomycota; Tremellomycetes; Trichosporonales; Trichosporonaceae. Gene Ontology annotation, cellular component: COPI vesicle coat. The record is from RefSeq and is a predicted model, not a curated record. Gene Ontology annotation, molecular function: structural molecule activity; protein binding. Gene Ontology annotation, biological process: endoplasmic reticulum to Golgi vesicle-mediated transport; retrograde vesicle-mediated transport, Golgi to endoplasmic reticulum; intracellular protein transport. Bases 1 to 2679 code for a protein of 892 amino acids. The transcript has 5 exons.